AUGAAGUUCUCCAACGCCGUUGUCCUUGCCGCCGCCACUGGCACCUACGCCCAGAUCUCUGUUAUCAACAGCGUCCUCUCCAGCGUCUCCAGCGGCAUUGAGGCUCUUGACACCGCCGCCAAGGGCUUCAACGGUGACGUCGAUGCCGUCAAGUCCAAGGCUGACGCCCUUGUCUCCGCCAUCAAGGCUGGCAAGACCAAGGUUGACGGCUCCAAGGACCUCACCCUCACCGAUGCUCUUGGCCUGACCGAUCCCGUCCAGGCCUUGACCAAGAAGGGUCAGACCCUUGCUGACGACUUCAAGGCCAAGCGCUCUGAUGUUGAGAAGGCUGGUGCUUGCGGCACCGUCCGUGAGGAGCUCGGUGACAUCAACACCAACUCCCAGGCUCUCAUCAAGUCUGUUGUUUCCAAGGUCCCCAAGGAUGCUCAGAGCAUUGCUCAGCAGCUCGCCGACGGCCUGACCAAGGUCCUCAACCAGGCUCAGGAUGACUUCUCCGAGUCCAACUGCAAGAACUCUGGCGGUUCUUCUGGCACCAAGACUGGUGGUGCUUCCCAGACCUCUGCUGCUCCCACCGGCAGCCAGACUGCCCCCGGAACCACCUUGGCUCCCACCACCACUGCUGCCCCUACUGGCGGCAAUGGUACCACCACCACCCCCCCUCCCGUCACCGCUGGUGCCUCUUUCCUGGCUCCCGCUGGUGCCCUCGUCAUGGCUGUUGUCGCCGCUCUUCUGUAA
Messenger RNA from Pochonia chlamydosporia 170, 735 nucleotides. RefSeq names its product hydrophobic surface binding protein A domain-containing protein. The coding region runs from base 1 to 735 and encodes 244 amino acids. Gene Ontology annotation, cellular component: extracellular region. NCBI's taxonomy places the organism in Eukaryota, Fungi, Ascomycota, Sordariomycetes, Hypocreales, Clavicipitaceae. The record is from RefSeq and is a predicted model, not a curated record. The transcript has a single exon.